AUGGACAAAAACCCAUCAAAAACAAGUGCUGCUAGUGCAGCAACAACAGAAAAAGCAACCACCACCACCACUCUACAUAAUACAGGCGUUAGUCUACAUAACACACGGGUAAGUCUACAUAAUGUUCGGCGUGUGCUACAAAAUUUUCUUCUCAUCUGGCUCGACGCCAAUAUUGAUGAGUCGCAAGAAGAUUUCAAAAAUUCAUUAGCUCACCUUCGACAUAUCGUAGCAUCGAUCACGACAUUUACAAAUGUUCAAGAAUGUACUGAUUUUCUUCGCGAAAUAGAAUCAGAAAAGGCAUUUAUGAUUGUUUCUGGUUCACUUGGACAACAUAUUGUACCAAAAAUUUACACAUGGCCACAAUUGCACUCAAUUUAUGUAUUUUGUAACAAUCGAUCGGUGCAUGAACAAUGGGCCAAAAACAUCUUAAAGAUAAAAGGUGUUCACACUAAUAUCGAGUCGAUCUGUAAGGCAUUACAAAAUGAUAGUGCACGAUGUGAUCGAGCAUUGAUCUCGAUCAGUUUUCGAGGCAUUGAUGCAUCUUUUAUGUACACACAAUUAAUUAAAGAAGCUCUCUUGGAAAUUAAUGAUGAUGAGGAUGGUGAUAACAAAUCUAUUAGAGAAUUUGCCGAGUACUGUCGUCUUCAAAAUGAUAUUGCUACAGACGAGAUUGAAAGCGUUGAACGUGAAUAUCAUCAACACACACCUAUUUGGUGGUAUACAGCACCAUUUUUUAUCUAUUCAAUGCUCAAUCGAGGUUUACGAUUGCUAGACGUUGACAUCAUUCUAAAAAUGGGUUUCUUUAUUCGACAUCUACAUCGACAUAUUGAAAAGUUACAUCGUGAACAACAAUCCAAGGUGAAAACAGCGAAAGUUCUAACAGUAUACCGAGGACAGGGUUUAUCUUUGCAGGACUUUGAAAAAGUUAAACAAACUAAAGGGGGACUUAUGUCAUUUAACAACUUCCUUUCAACCAGUCGUGAUCGAGAUCUUUCAUUGAAUGCCUUCGCACGUCCAGCAGCACUUCAGGAUUCUGAUUCAGUUGGUAUACUAUUUGUCAUGAUCAUUGAUCCGAAACUGUGUGCAACAUCUUCAACUCCUUAUGUUGACGUCAACAAUCUCAGUUUUUUCAGCGACGAAGGUUCCGAAAUUCUCUUCUCUACGCACACAAUCUUUCGUAUCGAUCAAAUCAAACAUAUCGAUGAUCACGAUACUGAGCGACUAUGGCAAGUCAAUCUAACUUUCACAGGCAACGAUGAUCAUGAUUUAAACGCACUCACCGCACACAUGCGCAAAGAGCUCAGCUGGACGAAAGGGUGGUCUCGACUAGGUGAUAUACUUAUUAAAAUGGGCCACUCUGCUAAAGCAGAACAACUCUACCAAAUCCUUGUUGACAAUGCACACAAAGCUAACGAUCGAGCGAACUACAACUAUCAACUUGGUUUGGUGUAUUCUAAUAUGGGAGAAUACUCCAAAGCACUUGCAUCUCACCAACAAGCACUUGAUAUCCGCAAGAAAACACUCCCUCCAAACCAUCCAGACUUGGCUACUUCGUACAACACCAUUGGCUUGGUAUACUCUAACAUGGGAGAAUACUCCAAAGCACUUGCAUCUCACCAACAAGCACUUGAUAUCCGCAAAAAGACACUCCCUCCAAACCAUCUAGACUUGGCUACUUCGUACAACACUAUUGGCUUGGUAUAUUCCAACAGGGGUGAAUAUUCUAAAGCACUUUCUUUUUAUGAACAAGCAUUAGAUAUUCGCCAAAAAAUUCUCCCACCAACUCAUCCAGACAUAGCUACUUCUUACAACAAUAUUGGUUUGAUAUACUCUAACAUGGGCGAAUAUACGAAAGCGCUUUCAUUUUACGAACAAGCACUUCAUAUUCGCCAAAAUAUUCUCCCCCCAAAUCAUCCAGACUUGGCUACUUCCUACAACACUGUUGGUUUGGUACAUUCUAACAUGGGUGACUAUGCAAAAGCACUUUCCUUUUACGAACAAGCACUUGAUAUCUGCCAAAAAAUGCUCCCUCCAAAUCAUCCAGACUUUGCACAAUCCUACAACAACAUCGGAUGGGUAUAUUCUAACAUGAGUGAAUACUCAAAAGCACUUUCAUGUUAUGAACGAGCACUUGAUAUCCGCCAAAAGAUUCUUCCUCCAAAUCAUCCGGACUUGGCUACUUCCUACAGCAACAUCGGUAAAGUAUAUUCUGAAAUGGGCAAGUACUCAAAAGCAUUGGCAUCUCAUCAACGAGCGCUUGACAUCUACCAAAAAACUCUUCCUCCGGAGCAUCCAAACUUUGCACAAUCCUACAACAAUAUGGCUAUGGCAUAUCAAAACAUGGGCGAAUACGUAAAAGCGCUUCCAUUUCUCGAACAAGCAAUUAAUAUCUGUCAAAAAUCUCUUCCUCCAAACCAUCCGAACUUUGCACAGUCCUAUAAAAAUAUGGGUAUGGUGUAUCAAAAUAUGGGCAAUUACAAAAAAGCACUUUCGUUUUUCGAACGAGCACUUGAUAUCAACGAAAAAAGUCUUCCUCCAUCGCAUCCGCAUAUUGCUCUAGUCAGAAAUAGCAUUGAAUGCGUGAAAAAGAAGAUGUAA
Molecule: messenger RNA, 2598 nt
Organism: Rotaria sp. Silwood1
Lineage: Eukaryota; Metazoa; Rotifera; Eurotatoria; Philodinida; Philodinidae
Source: the annotation of a GenBank genome assembly